AUGCCAUCGCUUGUGCACCUGCUGCUCCUGACGCUGUUUUUGGUGGCCAUGCCGGCGCUGGGUCGCAAGGUGAAGCGGAAGGAGUCGCACUACCACCACCACGUCAAUGUUCCGCCCCCGCCGCCGCCGCCUCCAUCUCCCCAAGGACCGAGUCCAGUGCCGCAGCAAACGGUGGUGAUCGAGCACGAGGUGCCACCGUACACCUACGAGGCAAUUAACCACGAUGAAUUCGAGCCGGCCAAGGUGAAGCUCUCCCACUACGAAGCCUCCUCGGAUUACAUAGCCCACCAUCUGCAUAAUGGAGGAGGCGGAGGAGGAGGUGGCUACCUGGCCGACAAUGGACUCCGCAGCAUUGCCAAGGGUUCGGCGGAUCAGGCCCUGUCCGCAGUGGCCAGCCAAAAUGCAGCCGGGAAACAGGCUUCCUAUGUGGCCAAGAGCACUCUGGCCCAGGCGGCGGCCCAGGCAGCCGGCACAGCAGUGGCUGUGCUGAAGGGAAAGGAGGUGCUGCUCCAUCGACUGGAGGAUCAGAGCGUGGAGGCCCACAAGGCGAUGGAGAACGAGCUGACGCAGCUGCAGCAGGCCAAGAGAUCGGCGAAGGCGGCCCAAUAUGCCGCCCAGCAGGCCAUCAACCAUGUGAGCGUCCUGACCGCCGCCCUCAACAAUGCCCAGUCCGCCUCCGAGUUGGCCCAAAAGGCCGCCUCCGAGGCAGCCGCCGAAUUGGCCUCCCAAAUCGAUAUGGUGGCCCAGGCCAAGAGCAAACUGGAGCACGCCGAAUCGCAUGCGUAUGCAGCUCGUUUGGACUACGAGGAGACGAGGGACGCGGCGGAGAAGGCCACCCUGUCCGCCCAGGAGGCCCACUUGAAUGCCAACGAUGCCGCCCUGCACGCCAAUGUGGAGCUGGCCGAGACGGUCCACAUCCACGACAAGAGCGACCGGAAUGUGAGGGAGCCACCGCGGAACCACCGACGUCCAUGA
Messenger RNA from Drosophila takahashii, 975 nucleotides. RefSeq lists its product as uncharacterized. NCBI's taxonomy places the organism in Eukaryota, Metazoa, Arthropoda, Insecta, Diptera, Drosophilidae. The record is from RefSeq and is a predicted model, not a curated record.